GCCCGGAGCUGAGGACCGGGCUGAUGAGCGGAAUGGCCCUUGUCAGAGAUUAGUGGCCCUGGGAGGGUUGUGGGCGGGGGCCCCCGGCGCUGGAGCCUUGUGAUUAAUCUCUCCUGGGUGCCGAGCAUCUCUGGAAGGAGCAGGAACUGCAGGUGCUUGUGGCUCUAAUAUGUUGCCGCGCUCAGUUCGGUCAGUGUGGAAGAGCCUUGGAUAGCGGAGCCAAAAGGACAUAAAGGCCUGGAUUUCUGAAGGCGUUACCCCAGCCGCGGUGGCACCAUGUCUGUCAUGAUGGUGAGGAAGAAGGUGACUCGUAAGUGGGAGAAGCUUCCCGGGAAGAAUACGUUCUGCUGCGACGGCCGGGUGAUGAUGGCGAGACAGAAAGGCAUCUUCUACCUGACGCUCAUACUCAUCCUGGGGACCUGUUCACUCUUCUUUGCUUUUGAAUGUCGCUAUUUGGCCGUGCAGCUCUCGCCGGCGAUCCCAGUGUUUGCAGCGAUCCUCUUCCUCUUCUCCAUAGCCACGUUAUUACGGACCAGUUUCAGUGACCCCGGAGUAAUACCUCGAGCGCUGCCGGAUGAAGCGGCUUUUAUUGAAAUGGAGAUCGAGGCAGCCAAUGGGAAUGUGCCGCAGGGUCAGAGGCCGCCGCCUCGCAUUAAAAACGUUCAGAUCAACAAUCAGAUUGUGAAGCUGAAAUACUGCUACACCUGCAAGAUCUUCCGCCCGCCUCGUGCCUCUCACUGCAGCAUCUGCGACAACUGUGUCGAGCGAUUCGACCACCACUGCCCGUGGGUGGGGAACUGCGUCGGGAAGAGGAACUACCGCUACUUCUUCCUCUUCAUCCUGUCGCUGUCCCUGCUGACCAUCUACAUCUUCACCUUCAACAUCGUCUACGUCACGCUGAAUUCUUUAAAAAUUGGCUUCCUGAACACGCUGAAGGAAAGUCCGGGAACUGUGCUGGAAGUCCUCAUCUGCUUCUUCACGCUCUGGUCUGUGGUGGGAUUAACUGGAUUCCACACGUUCCUGGUGUCUCUGAACCAGACAACCAAUGAAGAUAUUAAAGGAUCCUGGACUGGUAAAAACCGUGUACAAAACCCAUACAGCCACGGUAACCUGAUGAAAAAUUGCUGUGAAGUGUUAUGCAGUCCUGUUCAGCCAAGCGUGCUGGAUAGACGAGGAAUCCUCCAGGAGCCGCCGAGUCUUCCGGGACAGUCUGGACAAGAAAACGGCAGCACACAGCGAGAUUCUGUGGCUUCUGUUCCUUUGAUGCCUAAUGAACCUCCAGCUAAGCCUUCGCCCUCAGACGUCCAAACAGAUCCCAAUGCUCUAGAAAUGGCCGUUCAGGUCCCCAAAGAGUCAGAUGGAAAGUAGAAGACAGAGAAGAAGAUGAAUUGAAGAUUUCUCUGUGAAAAGAAGAAAAUGAGACAAAUCCAUGGAACAUGACGGCGUGACAGCUGGCCCUCUACGCCAUUUUUCUUUAGUAUUUGCUUGUGUUAAUUAUGAAGGUGACGUCUUGUGAGAUGGAAAUUCAUCUUUAUCCGUCUGGAAGAAAGUGCUCAAUGAAGACAAAAGCAAAUAAUAUAAAAGACUUCAGGUGCUAGUGAAACAUGCCAAUGACAUUACCUGUGAGCGCUAGGUGCCUGGAAGCCGCCUCGCCAGGCCGCGGCACAGGUCGUGUCUCCACUAUGGAGCUGGUUCUUCAGUCUUGUACCUACAACCGUAUUAUGCAUCCCCUUGACAAACGGAGGACAAUCUCUAUGUGGACAAAGCAGGACAAUAUGGGGUCCUUCCAUAGGGGCAACUGGGUGUCACACGACUGGCACCUUACCUAAAAAUAUGCAUUGCUUUUUAUUUUAUUUGCCAAGCCUAGGACUGGAAGGACGAAGCUUCUGGUAAAGCCGAUAAUGUGUCUGUCCCGGAGGCCACGAACAAUUGUGAAUAAGUCAGUUCUGACAACAUGGACUCUUUCCAUUGAAGUUCAAAAACCCUAAAACGGACGACCCGUCUUUGACUCCCCAAAGUUGUAGUCCUAGCGCACCACCCGCAUCUUCCGCUCCAUUUACCCGUCAUGACGUAGAUGUUGUUCAUGUGGUGUGAGGUCAUUCUUAUCCAUUUGCGAGCUCAUUCAGAUUUUGUGGUCUUGCAGUUAACCUAAUGAUACUUCAGGGGUUCAGUAGGUGCCCCCCCCCCCCCCCAAUGUCUGUCUGUUUGUUUUGUUUUUUUAAUUUUAGUAAUUGAGGGCAUUUGGGACGUCUUCUGAAGUGCAAAGAAUUUCCUGCUGCUGCUCUUUGACUCCUGUUUUAGGACUUUACAGAGUGUUAAAAUAAUGGAAUAAUUUUUUUAAUAAUUUAUUUGUUUAUACAGUGAUUUAUUUUUUGUUUUAUUUCCUAUUUAAUUUUUUUAUUUUUUUUUGAACUCCCGGUAGAAUAGAUUUCCGGACACCUGAAGAGUAUUUAAGAUUUGUGAUGCCUGCCUGUUGAUUUCCCUUCACUCAGAAAUAAAAUGCUAUGUUUUUCAUUUCGGGA
Bufo gargarizans (Asiatic toad) is the source of this 2522-nucleotide messenger RNA. RefSeq names its product zinc finger DHHC-type palmitoyltransferase 9 (gene ZDHHC9). Gene Ontology annotation, cellular component: Golgi apparatus; endoplasmic reticulum. NCBI's taxonomy places the organism in Eukaryota, Metazoa, Chordata, Amphibia, Anura, Bufonidae. Gene Ontology annotation, molecular function: protein-cysteine S-palmitoyltransferase activity. Gene Ontology annotation, biological process: peptidyl-L-cysteine S-palmitoylation; protein targeting to membrane. Bases 277 to 1368 code for a protein of 363 amino acids. The transcript is spliced from 10 exons. The record is from RefSeq and is a predicted model, not a curated record.